Messenger RNA from Triplophysa dalaica, 2307 nucleotides. RefSeq names its product thymidylate synthetase (gene tyms). Bases 229 to 1176 code for a protein of 315 amino acids. Gene Ontology annotation, cellular component: cytosol; mitochondrion. NCBI's taxonomy places the organism in Eukaryota, Metazoa, Chordata, Actinopteri, Cypriniformes, Nemacheilidae. Gene Ontology annotation, biological process: dTMP biosynthetic process. The record is from RefSeq and is a predicted model, not a curated record. The transcript has 7 exons. Gene Ontology annotation, molecular function: thymidylate synthase activity.
CCUCAACCACGCUUAUGGUUUAGAAGUAGCGUGAAACCCGAGGCUCAAAUAAGAUGGAUCUGGCAACCCGCCCAGCAAGAGAGCAACUUCCUGUUCAUCUCAGCAGCUCAUUGGCUCCCGGUUUCACCCGCGAAAAGUGUUUAAUCUAGUGUUUGUGGGCAGUUUUGCGCGCUGCGGGGCAGAAUUCAGCUGGUUUAUUAUAUGAUUUAAGCGCAGUCUCAGGACACAAUGCCCGGCACAGCAGCAGAAAUAUCAAAAGUCUCUGACGGCGAGAAAGAAAAGUCCGGAGAGCAGCAGAAGGUUUUCUCUCUGUUCUGUGACGAGCGCGGGUACUUAGAUCAGAUCAAAUACAUCCUGCAGUGCGGCACGCGCAAAGGAGAUCGGACAGGGACCGGUGUCGUCUCUGUGUUCGGCUCACAGGCGAGAUACAGUCUGAGAGAUCAGUUUCCUCUGCUGACGACCAAAAGAGUAUUCUGGAAAGGCAUACUGGAGGAGUUGCUUUGGUUUAUCAAGGGUUCCACAAAUGCCAAAGAACUGUCAGAGAAGGGUGUGCGAAUCUGGGACGCCAACGGAUCCAGGGAAUUUCUGGACAACAGCGGCUUCACGGAUCGAGCGGAAGGAGAUCUGGGCCCGGUGUACGGCUUCCAGUGGAGACACUUUGGAGCGGAAUACAAUGACAUGCACACCGAUUACUCUGGCCAAGGGGUUGACCAGCUGCAGAAAGUCAUCGACACCAUCAAAUCAAACCCAGAGGACAGACGGAUCAUCAUGUGUGCCUGGAAUCCCAAAGAUCUCCCUCUGAUGGCACUGCCCCCGUGUCAUGCAUUAUGCCAGUUUUACGUAGCCGACGGUGAGCUGUCAUGUCAGCUGUAUCAGCGUUCUGGAGACAUGGGACUUGGCGUGCCUUUCAACAUCGCCAGCUACGCCCUGCUCACCUAUAUGAUCGCCCACAUCACUGGACUCAAGCCUGGAGAUUUUGUGCACACGAUAGGCGACGCGCACAUCUACGUGAAUCACAUCGAGCCUUUGAAUGAGCAGCUUCAGAGAGAGCCACGGCCGUUCCCCAAACUCAAGAUCAGACGCAGAGUCGAACAGAUCGAUGAUUUCCGUGCAGAGGAUUUUGAGAUAUGUGACUAUGACCCUCACCCCACAAUUAAAAUGCAAAUGGCUGUUUAGAGUUCAAAACGGUCUUUAAUGCACUUUGUGUUUUAUAGAAAAAUCUAAAUAUAUUUCUAGAAAUAGAAAAUAAAAGUUUUUUUAAUUAAAAUUAUUUCAUUAUUUUCAUUCUUAUGCUUCUCAUUCAUUUAUAUCUCAUCAGAUUGGUCUGACGUUUAUGUAAGAGAUCAUGUGCAUUAAGGAUAUACCUGACAAAUGUGAAAUUAUUGGACACAAAUAUUGAUUUGAAAGGUUUUAUUGAGCUGAUUUGCAACAAAUGUAAACCCCUUCUCCAAAGAAAAAACAUUUAAGACCAAGACUCACAGUUUAAACAAGACUGACAUUCAAUUUGCUUUCAAUCAUUUGUAAAUAAAAUCUCAUUAAUUAGGUAUAUUCGUAUUGAACUUGUUAGCAUUAAACUUCACCAGUCAAGAUGGACGGUGUGUUGUCAGUUUUAGUGGCUGUUUACGGAAAAAACACGCUUUGGAAAGUCCUGACUGACGAAGAAUCAAGUAUCAGAAUCAAGUAUUCGAGACAGUGAUGUAAUAAUGUGCAGUCAUUGAUCUUCACCAUCACGUCUGUGUUUCUUUUUCUCACUUGUCGUGCUUCAGAAUGUUUGUCCAAACCUCUCCAUCAGGAAACUGAUGCUUCUGUACCGACUCUUCCAGCAUCUCACAGGAGAAACCAGGAUCCUGAAGAAUCAAACACAGUUUAUUUACGCUCAUUCACAAGAACUCGCUCUAGCCAGAUUCCUGAGCUUCACAAUUUACAUUUAUGCAUCUUAAUUCAAGGUGACUUGCUAACAGUUUUUUUAGAAAUUUUAAAUCGGUGUAAAUUUGCUCUGCACAUUUGAUCUCUAAAAGUAAACAAUCCUGGCAAUUACAUGUCUGGAUUAUAUUAAAUCACAAAACCACAGGAAGGUCAAUUAUUCAUACACCAUGUGCUAUUUAUUGUACUCUAGAUAUGAUGAUUUUAAUAAAUAAAAUUCAAUACUAGUUUAUUUUUCACAAAAUAAUGUCAAACAAUUCCAAAAUAUGAAAGGCCUUCUCUCUCUUUGUUUUUGAUGCAAAAUGUAACGUUUCUUUUUGGGUUGAAUAAGACCUGAACAAAAUUCACAUUUUACUUUUAUAAUAAAUAUAGGAACAUGUUGAA